Prorocentrum cordatum is the source of this 3096-nucleotide messenger RNA. Lineage: Eukaryota; Dinophyceae; Prorocentrales; Prorocentraceae. The record is from the annotation of a GenBank genome assembly.
AUGGCAGCUCGCGAGGAUGUGGGCCUGGAGAGGAACGAGUGGGACGUGGACAUCUGCGCCGACUGCGUUGGCUGGGUCAGGACCCACACGCCAACCAUGUCGGUCAGCGAGUUGGCGGGUGAGCUCGCGAACGACAAGGAGCUGGGCAAGGACAUUGCGGACAUCAAUGACAAGAAAGACAACUUCGCUGGCAGGGGUCUCACGGUGACGGACGACAUGAGCGUCCAAGUGGAGGUGUACGACGACUACGAGCUGCUUCGGUACCGGGACUUUGUCGAUCUCUGCGGCAAGACGCCGAAGCAGGCUGGCGCCCUGCCCGCCCACGUCCCGACCGCGGACAACUUCUCGCAGAGCACGACCUUCUACCCGAACCCCUUGAACGCCAAGAAGCGCAUGGGGGUGAUCAGCAAGUUCGGCGUCAAAGUAUCUGAGAUGAAAAUGAAACCCAGCAUGCAUUGCUUCACCAAGCAGCCUAGCCUCCUCAUGAAGUACGCCGCGAGGAGUUUCCUCAAGAAGCACGCCGUCACCCUACUUGGUCGUCGGAAGCGCCUGGGGGGCAGCAGCGCCCAGGUGGCCGCCGAGCACGCCGCCGCGGACGCCGGGCUAGCCAGGUCGGGUUCGCUCGUGGCUGCUGAGGCGGGCAGCGCCGAGAAGGGUGCUUCCAAGGACGAUGGCGAUUCAUUAAUGCAGGAGUCGGACCGCGACGUCGAUCAACCCGAUGGCGACGAUGACCCCGAGCGCACAGGCGGGGCGCAUUCAAUGGUCACGCCUGUGAAGGGCGCCACUCCCGUGACGGGCGCUCGCUCGUCCCCUAGCGCCGUCGUUUCUGAAGGAUGCCAGGUCCAGGCCGAGGGCCCGACGCCGUGGAACAAGUACUUCGUGGGCGAGUGUCCUGCAGAGGGGACUGCCGAAUUUUGGAUCUGGAAGACCCCAUUGAAAGGGGUCCUCGUUGGUCUCAAGGAGAAGCACCCUGUCAGCCAGAUGAACAUCCUCUUGCCGAAGCUCGACGCGCACUCGGCGAGGAAGCUGCGCCUCCACAAGGCUGCCAUACAGCAGUGCCAGGAGAUCGUGGACGGCUCGGCCCAGUCAAUGCCUUACAACGAGUUCGCAGACAAAGUGAAGACCUUGGUGCCCUCGGUCGGGGAGUGGCCGCAAGAACAUCACCGCGUGCUACUGGAGUGCACCCUGAGCCACCACAUGGCGGAGUUCGCGAGGACGGGCAAUGAGGUCCACGCCGAGAACGCCUUGGAAGUCGUAAAAUUGUUCACGGUCGGCGAGGGGAAGGAUGAGAGUUUCAACCCCCUGAAGCCCAUGCUGGUCCAGAGCUCCCUGUCGGAUUCCGAGCGGGCGGACUUCUUCGUCAAUGAGGUGUUCGGCAGGAAGGUCGCUGAGUGGAUCGAGGAUGAGUUAAACGGGGACUCCCUUAUCUCGACGUUUGCUCAGGUGGCCAUCAAGGCGAUGAAGAUCCCAGAGGACGGCAACGUCGGCGAGAAGGCAUGCUACGCGCUGCGGGCGGCAACUCGUACGCUGCAGGUGCUCUUGCAUAUAAUUCACCCCUCGUUGGUGGACGGUGUGUCCCUCAAGGUGUACGACGACGCGGGCGCGAUCUUGGAGGCGUCCGCGAAGACUGACGCGGCCUCGUCGGCGUGGCAGACCGUCGGGCUUGCGUGCGUCACCAGCCCGAGGUGGAAUACUGGGCUCACGGAACUUGCUGGACAGAAGGACGCAAUGAAAGAGGUUGGGCCGAUAAUUCAAGCAACCAUCGACAGCCUCUCCAGUAUCGUGGAGCCCACGGCUGCUAGCGCCAAGAAGAUCGGUGACAUCGUCGAGGACAUCCCGCAUUGCCAUGCCCAAGGCGUGAAAGACCUCGCCGAGAAGUUGGAGUUCAAAGUCAACGAGAAGGCGUGCGAGCUCAUUUCCGCGGCCGCCAAGGCCGCUGCUGGCCUCGGCGAUUCAGGCAACAGCUCCGACCCGAGCAGCCUCGGCAUUGAGGACUUGAACGCUUUCGUUGCUCUCGCGAGGAAGGUCACCCAGAACUGCGUGGAAACGGAGGCCUUCAUUAUCGCGAACAACGCCCUGAAGCUGACCAAGGAGAGCCUCGAGACGUCGCUCCGUGCGAAGAGCUUGAACGAGGCUCUGCAACAGUUCAACUUCGAAGAUGCCCAGUCAGUGGCAAACGUGCUGGGUGCGUUCGGCGGCGUCGUCGCAGCGGCGCUCCAGGAUGAGAUUCGCGUGAGGGUCAAGGAGAUUGUCGAUUCGGUGAUCGACUCACCUCGCGCCGCUGAUGCCACGAACACGGUCAACCUCACUCCGGUGGUUUCGCUCGUCUCCGCGAUGGUGCCAUUUGUCCCAGUCGAGCACAGGAUGACCUACCAGAACAUCAACUCCGCGCUGAAGCUGUGCAAGGGCGUCAGUGCAGGUCUCGCUGCGUUGGAGGGCGUCGAGACGACCGUGACCUGCUACGCUGACAAGGAUGUGCAGAGGCUCCUGAACGAACUCCAGCGGGAGCACCUGCGCCUGAAGAGUGGCACGACCAAGCUCGACAAGGCCCCGAAGGUCCUUGAGGCGUGCGAGCUCAUGUCGCAGAAGGCUGCCGAGAAGAGUGCCAAGGUCGCGAGCGACAUCAAGGCCACGACCGCAGACCAGAUCCAGAGCAUCAUGAAGAAGGUCGCCUUCGCCAUGGAGAAUGACUCCUUCAUCAAGAUGACGAGCGUGAUGAUGGAUGUCGAGUCCGUGGCCGACGUCAAGAAGCAGACGCCCAAGGAGUUCUUCGAGGUCGACGCCGACUCCAUCGUGACGGCCGCCGUCAUGAUGAAGAAGCGCGUGGACGAGUACGGAUCGUUUCUUCAGAGCUCCAAGCUCGGCGCCAACGAGUUCGCAGGCGAUGCGAAGAUCCUCUGUGACAGGGUGUUCACCAUGAUUGCCGUUCAGAAGAUUCUGCGGCCGCUCAUGGACCCGUCUGUGGCCAAGGAUGAGGUCAAGUUGAUGUUUGAGAUGAAGUCGGUGCAGUCGUUCCUUCGUGAGCACAAAGUGAACGUUAAAGAGAUGCACGCGGGCCUGGCUGCUGCGUGCGUGCAGGCACUGACUGCCUCGUGA